UGCGGCCAGGCCGGGCCGGGCUGCAGUGUUAGAGCAGAACGGUGCCUGCUCGGCCAUGGUGGUUCUGAGGAGUAACAGUGCCCGCCCGCCCGGGCCAGCGACCCGCGACAGCCGGCGCCUCCGCUCCUCGUUCGACCUCAUGGACUCCAGCUCCGAGUUCAUUACCCUGGAGUCCCCCUCGCUCAGCAGCCGCCGCAUCUGGACGCGCUCUGGGGCCUCCUCGGUCACCACCAGGGCCGCGGGAUCCAGGGGGACCAGGAGAGCCGGCGAGGACGUGAGUAACCGGGAAUAUUCCUCUAGCAAAAUGGAAUGUUUCGGUGGACACUGUUUAAGAUCAAUGAGGAAAAGCGUGCCACCCUGUUCAGACUCUAGCUUUGACAAAAGCAUGGAGAUACUAAGUGAAAAUGUCAAUCGAAGACACUUAACAAGGCAGUUGGCAAAGCAGAAAUCAAAACAGACAAAAGAAUAUAACGAAGUCACCAGGACACUGAAGACCAGAGCUGAGGCAAAAGCUGCAGAACAUGUCCAUGAACAAAAUGGAGAUUUAGAGGUCCGCCGAAGCUGCAGGCUUCAACAAAGUCGUUACACCACUACAAAUCAGUCUGUAUUGUUUGACAAACUUAUAACAAAUACUGCAGAAGCUGUCUUGCAGAAGAUGGAUGACAUGGAGAAGAUGUGUAGACGGCGAAUGAUGGAAGACCUGGGAGUGUUCAGCAACACAGAUGAAAACCUCAGUAUGUACUCCCGAGGAAAGAAAGAAAUCCAGAGAGCUGACAAAGAAAUAGCUGAUAAGCAAAAGGUCACUGUAGUAACUUCAUCAGACGAAAGUGAAGAGAAAGAAGAUGAAGAUGGUGAAUGCCCUCGAAAGCGUUAUUUCUUUCGACAGAGGAAGACUGUGGAGCGCUACCAAGCGCCGCUGGAAAAACCAAGACAACGUAAGAUGUAUUUUCCGGGCCAGUCUUCACCUGUCAGACAGACAUGUUCAUUUUCAAGCGCUCAGACGCAAGACUCUUGCUACAAAAGUAAUAACAGACGGAAACACGCGGUCCACAGCAAUGAUUCCACAUCCUCUUCCUCCUCAUCUGAUGAUGAUGAUGAAGAUGAAGAUGAAGAGCAUUUUCAGAGGCGUAGGAGGCACAGCCGUAACAGAAAUUUAAGAAGGUGUUUGCCACUCAACUUCCAGACAGAUGAGCUAAAGGGAAUUCGCAGGGAUCGAAUGAAAAUUGGAGCAAGUUUGGCUGAUGUUGAUCCAAUGCAAAUCGAUUGUUCAGUACGAUUUGAUGCUGUGGGUGGUCUUUCUGACCACAUUUCGUCUUUGAAAGAGAUGGUCGUUUUUCCAUUGCUGUACCCAGAAUUCUUUGAGAGAUUCAAGAUCCAGCCUCCAAGAGGCUGUCUAUUCUAUGGUCCACCAGGGACUGGAAAGACACUGGUUGCUCGUGCACUUGCUAAUGAAUGUAGCCAAGGUGACAGGAGAAUAGCCUUCUUUAUGAGAAAAGGUGCUGACUGCCUGAGUAAAUGGGUGGGGGAAUCUGAACGACAGCUUCGCUUAUUAUUUGAUCAGGCCUACCAGAUGCGUCCUUCGAUUAUUUUCUUUGAUGAGAUAGACGGUCUUGCUCCUGUGAGGUCCAGUAGACAAGACCAAAUUCAUAGCUCUAUUGUGUCAACACUUCUGGCACUUAUGGAUGGCUUAGACAACAGAGGAGAGAUUGUGGUGAUUGGAGCCACCAACAGAUUGGAUUCUAUAGAUCCGGCUUUACGAAGACCCGGACGCUUUGAUCGGGAGUUCCUCUUCAGCUUGCCAAAUAAAGAGGCCAGAAAAGAGAUUUUCAAGAUUCACACACGAGACUGGAUCCCUAGGCCACUGGACACGUUUCUUGAAGAGCUGGCUGAAAAAUGUACCGGAUACUGUGGUGCUGAUAUUAAAUCCCUAUGUGCUGAAGCUGCACUCUGUGCUUUGCGCCGCCGCUAUCCUCAGAUAUACAAAAGUAGUGAGAAACUGCAGUUAGAUAUCGCUUCUAUUAAAUUAACAGCAAGGGAUUUUGUCACGGCUAUGCAGAAGAUUGUUCCAGCUUCACAGAGGGCUGUGGCUUCACCUGGGCGAGCACUGUCACCUAUUGCAAAACCACUGUUCGAAAAUACACUAGCAAGAAUUUUACAAGCCUUGCAGAGAGUAUUUCCCCAUGCAGAGCUUGCACUAAAGGACCGACAGCAAGACAGUUUAAAUCACGCUUUAAGAAAUGUGAUUGACAGUGAUGCAGAAUCACCGCCAAUCUUUGAAGAGAAUCCAACUCAGAAAACACCUGGUAAACAACCGGAAGGAUUCCUCAACUUUGGCAGAAAUGUUUAUUACCAGCCAACAUCUUGUAGGCCACGGCUCUUACUAGUGGGAGAGCCAGGAUAUGGGCAGACUUCUCAUUUGGCACCUGCAGUAAUACACGCCCUGGAGAAGUUUCCAGUUUAUACACUAGAUCUAUGUAUGUUGUUGGCAAGCAUCACUUCACCAGAAGAAACAUGUGCGCAGUUGAUACGAGAAGCUCAGAGAACGGCACCCAGUAUAAUUUAUAUCCCACAUAUCCAUUCAUGGUGGGAGGCUGUUGGAGCUACACUGAAAGCUACUUUUACAACACUACUGGAGAAUAUUCCAACAUUUGCACCAGUUCUGCUGCUUGCAACAUCUGAUGUGCGUCACGCGGAUCUCCCGAAAGAGAUCAAAAACUUAUUUAAUGACAGCCAUGAAGAAGUUUUCAAAAUCCAGUUGCCUGACAGGCAAGAAAGAGGAACAUUUUUUGAGGACUUAAUUGUAAAUCAAGUUGCUAAACCUCCUGCACCCAACACAGCUUGCCGUCCAUUGGAAGAACUGCCUGUAGCACCACCACCUAAGCCUCGACAAUUGACAGAGGAGGAAAGAAAGCAGCUGGAGGAGCAGGAGGAGGAUACAUUGCGUGAACUCAGGAUUUUCCUAAGGGAUGUGACUCAUAGACUUGUCAUUGACAGACGUUUCAGAGCAUUUUCAAAGCCUGUUGACCCAGAGGAGGUACCUGAUUAUGGCACAGUUAUCAAGCACCCCAUGGACCUUUCAACAAUUCUGUCCAAGAUUGACUCACACCAGUACCUAACUGCAAGAGACUUUCUAAAAGACAUUGAUCUAAUCUGUAGCAAUGCGUUAGAGUACAACCCAGAUAAAGAUCCUGGAGGUCGUCUCAUUAGGCACAGAGCGUGUAUUCUGAGGGACACUGCGUAUUCCAUAGUGAGGGAAGAAAUGGAUGAAGAUUUUAAACGAUGCUGUGAAGAAAUACAAGAAUCUCAUAAGGAAAGAGGGACUAAGGGAACAGACCCGGAGUGUAGCGAUAAACUGAAGGUGCCAGAAGAGCCUGUAGGCUUCAGUACACCCUACCGUAAAGAUACGGAAAAAAGAAAACGCAAAAAGAAAGUGCGUUCAAAGAUCGCAAGCAAGAGGAUGAGUUUUCAGUUCAAUAAAGAGAAUAAAGUUCCAGAAGAGCAAAAUGAAGUAGAGAGUGAUGAGGAGUUAGAAACAAGAAGACCUGUUUCUACCACAGAAGGGGACUCCACACAGGAUUCUUCAGUGGAGGAGAAUGAAUAUGUCCUGCAGGAACGACACAAAAAUGCAAAUGAAAAUAAAACUGGUCCAACAGAUGUGUGGGUGCCCCGUGUGGUUUGUGCGAGGCGCUCUGGGGGAGAAGAGCAUCCAGUGAUGGGUGUUGAGAAAGCAAUGGAAAUUCCCACACAACCAGUGGUUGUGGAUAACUUUGAACUCAAACAACUGCUGCAUUUUGUCAUCGUGAUAACUAAGAACUUUGACAUUCUUAAGCUGGAAAAACUCUAUGCAAUUAUCAGUCAGUGCAUUUACCACCACCGAGAAGAUUACGACAAAACUGAAUUAGUGAAGGAAAUGAAGAAACAGAUUACAGCCUUCACGUACUCCCAGUGACUCUUGAUUUUGGACUAAAGGACUUCUUGCUCUAAUGCUUUCUUUUUAUUGCAUAAUUCAUUAAAGAUUACUUCUACAUAUAUAUUUAUAUGAAGAUAUAUUUGUUUUAAGAUUAAGAAAGCUCAUAUAAAGUCUUCUAAUUGCUUCUACCUUUUUGCCCUGUCAGUGUAUUUGUAUGUGACAUACUGCUGGGAUUGCCUUUGGAAAUACUGCAGAUCUGAACUUCUACAUAACUUAAGUACCUCUCUUUAAAAGAAAACUAUCGAAGAUAUUUCUUUGAUAAGCUUUUUCGUCAUUUUCCAGCUUCUGGAAACGUAUUUUUCUGAAGUAGUCAGGUGCUGUAUAGUCUGUUGUAUAUGACAAAAAGGCUUUAAACCAAAUCUCUCUUUUGGUAUAUGAAAAGUUAAUUCUUUAGAAACAUCUUAAUGCAGUUCAAAGGUAACAUUGUGGGGGUUUUUAGUUACCUCAUCAUACCCCAAGUUGCUUUCAUAGAAUUAACAACCUAAAGAAAGCAUGUGGGAGAAACACUCUUCUCACAACCUGAGAGCUUUUUUUUUGUAGCUUAUUUUUGCCUAUCAAAACCACUUAACUUGAAACAAAAGCAAGAUCAACUAACUUUCUACGGUAAAGUUUAGUCUUGUUUGUAAUAAUGGGAAUCUUCUUGAUAGUGGAUGUCACAACCAGUAAAUUGAGGCUAAAAGCACUAUGUUAUUGGAGCUUGGUUAAAGCUCCACCAGUGUUAACUCCAUGUUUGUGAUGCCACAUGGAUUUUUCACUAUGCUGCUGAUUCUUCACGUUUAUGGCCAGUGAUCCACAAUGUGCAAUCACUCACCUAAAAAAGGAGGGCUCUCAACCUUGAGGAGUUCCCUUGGAUGACAUCCUGACCCAAGGGGAGAGUCCCCAACUCUAGGCUGCUGCUCUGAGGACGAGUGACUCCAAAUGGCUGCACAAGGGGCUCCAUUUCUACCCUGCUCGGAUCUGAGCUGUGGUCAGAUGUGGUCACAUAGCCCCCAUGGGCUCAGUUUUCCUGGGCUCUUGUCUGUUGAGGGAAGCUUUCUCAGGCUUUGGUCAGGUCUUUUGUCAAGAGUGGGUGUAGCAGCCACAGGGAUGUUGACCAUCCACCUCUGACACAUCCUACCUUUCUGUUUGCAGCAGCCAAAAGCAUCUUUUCUGCAUGCUGGAUAGAAUGAAGUUGAGGGGAAUACUCAAGGUUUGCAGUGGAUGCUCUGAGGGAAGCAGACUUUGAUGAGAGGCAGUUGUGAGGCAGUAAUGUUUUUAUUUGGUAUGGCUGCUCUCUUAAGCUGCACCUUCAGAACAUCACACAAUACACAACUAGUUAAUGGGUCAAGGUGAGCACCUCAGGAUCCUUCCCUUUGCAGCUGGCACAGCUGUAUCUAAAAGAUCUGCAGCCUGGCUUCCAAAGAUCCAGUUACAGCACCCUUGCAUGGCAGGCACAGCUUCUCUGAUGGAAAACAACAGUGGCUUAGCAGUGGCUGCUGCUCUGUAACCAAGCGAGUUGUGUCACUGCUGUUCUGGAAGCAGUUGAUUUGGAAUGAUGAUCGCUGAUGUGAUAGCUUGAUUAGUAAUAAAAUAGUGUCUGAAAAUUAAACCUUCCUUUUCUGUGAAGUAUGAAAAAUUAACUCGUUUUAUCCAGAUAAAGCUUCAGAGAUACUGAAUUCUGUCUCUGAAGUGUCACUUGUAUUUUCCUUAUUUUGUUUUCCUUCAGCAACUGUUGCAUUUUGUCACCAUGGUAAGUGAGAACUUCAGCAUUCUUGAGCUAGAAAAACUACACACUUAUCAGUCUGUGCAUUUACCACCACCGAGAAGAUUACGACAAAACUGAAUUAGUGAAGGUGAACUGGUUUUUGCUUUCUAGCAUUUUCCAUCACUGUUAUGUUGUAUUUGGCAUAAUCAUUGGCUGUUCUAGUAGGGAAAGUCUUGAACUUGAAGACAGGCGAUCCACCCUGGCAAAGCAGUUCACCUCAGUCUGUCAACAGCUCUUCUCCAGACGCUUUCUAGGGCUGUGGGCUAUGAAGGAGGCUGCUUUUCUCAGUCUGUGGCUCCCUCUUUCUCCCCUUGCAGGCAGUCAGACAUGGCAAUGCUUUGUAUUGUAGUCAUGCCGUUCUUGAAAAGACAGAAGUGUGAGACAUAACAGGAGUGUGAGACUUUUCUCUGCUCUCACCAUAAUCUCUCAUUAACUAGCAGGGCUUGAGCAUCCUUCAUUUGACAUGCAGGGAGAUUCCUGCCUGUGACCAUUUAAUGGUAGUGAGUCAGAUUCCCUGACCGAGGUGAAUUCUGAGCUGUCAGAACUCAGGAAAAAUCUUCCAGAAGCUCCCAUGGUCCUAAGCAUUUUAACAGACACUGCUAGGGGCAGGUCCAGUGGCUUGUAGCUGAAUUAAACUGUAAACAGUCUUUAAGUACCCGGAGAGAACUGUAUCUGUUUAUUCCAUCAAAGUUAACAUACUGUUGGUGUAAGUAUAUUUAAGGACAAGUAAAGCAAUACCCUGUUUUGGAGAUGUAUGCCCCAUUACACCAGCAGAUAAAAUUUCUCUUGGUUGAUUUGUCAGAAAAUUACAAUGAAACAGCCAAACAGAAUAAAUCUCAGUGUGUUUUGGGCUCAAACCUGUGACAAAAUUCAUGGCUGUUGUGUUUUGUCACCUUGAGCACAUGUCUGGUGAUUCUGAACGCCCAACUGUGCCAUCCCUCUGUGGGUACUGUUUUUGUAAGUGAGUUUUGUUUCUUUCUAGUAUGCUUGUCCCAAACGUGUGUCCUACGCAGAACUUCAUCUUUUGUACCAUUUGAAGGUGGUUUAAUAAAAAAUCAAUGAAA
Melopsittacus undulatus (budgerigar) is the source of this 6778-nucleotide messenger RNA. It is a transcript of the gene ATAD2, whose product is annotated as ATPase family AAA domain containing 2. NCBI's taxonomy places the organism in Eukaryota, Metazoa, Chordata, Aves, Psittaciformes, Psittaculidae. Gene Ontology annotation, biological process: positive regulation of transcription by RNA polymerase II. Gene Ontology annotation, molecular function: histone binding; chromatin binding; ATP hydrolysis activity. Gene Ontology annotation, cellular component: nucleus. Bases 56 to 3949 code for a protein of 1297 amino acids. The record is from RefSeq and is a predicted model, not a curated record. The transcript is spliced from 28 exons.